GAAUGUGAUGGAAAGAGAAGAUCAUCCUCUAGAUUCUCAGCUGCUUCAACAGCUUGAUACAACCUCCUCAUGUUCACACGAUUGUAUGUGAAUUGGACAUUGUACAAGUUCCCAUUUGAAUGGUGGCUGUGGAAGUCUUUGGCGAAUCUCAAAAGCACUUCAUCAGCCUCAACACGGUAGAUGUAACCCUGAAAUACACCGUGAGUCUUUAUGUGGCAUAUAGAAUGCAAUGACAAUGAUAUUUUGGAAACUUAAGAAACCAAGGCAUUUUGU
Rubroshorea leprosula is the source of this 273-nucleotide messenger RNA. Lineage: Eukaryota; Viridiplantae; Streptophyta; Magnoliopsida; Malvales; Dipterocarpaceae. The record is from the annotation of a GenBank genome assembly.